Diabrotica virgifera virgifera (western corn rootworm) is the source of this 9187-nucleotide messenger RNA. RefSeq names its product BTB/POZ domain-containing protein 10 (gene mri). Lineage: Eukaryota; Metazoa; Arthropoda; Insecta; Coleoptera; Chrysomelidae. The record is from RefSeq and is a predicted model, not a curated record. The transcript has 6 exons. Bases 124 to 1473 code for a protein of 449 amino acids. Gene Ontology annotation, molecular function: protein binding. Gene Ontology annotation, cellular component: cytoplasm. Gene Ontology annotation, biological process: positive regulation of phosphorylation.
CCGUCAGUCAUGAGUCAGUGUCAGGGAGUUUAUUGACAGGUCAUUGGAGAGGUCAAGAGUCAAGAAAAGUAAUUUUAACACACAUUUUUGUCCAUUUCUCUAAUGUAGAAAGAAAGGCUCUUUAUGUUCUGGAUCGAUUCCAGAGAUAUUUGUUCCGAUUAUUUAUAUAUAUUUGUGAAGUGUUUACUGCCAAAAGUGAAAAUGGCUGGAGCGAGUGAUCGUCACCCAUAUCCCAACAAUGAUACAAGCAGCGAUACUGAAGACUACACAGAUGACCGCAGGAGAAGGGUUUUCAAGAAUAGAAUGAGUUAUGGAUCACUGUCCAAGCCGAAAUCGUGCCUUGUCCAACGCUCUAUGUCCCUCUUGGAAUCCCGAUGCCAUUCUUUAGCUACUCCCAAGCAACCGCGCACUAGGUCCAGAGCAGUCCUACAACCAACGAACCCGAAGAGUCAAUGUUCUCCCCAACCGAACAGUGGAAUAGUGACUGCCGAAGACAGGGUCACUUUAGUGGUGGAUAAUACUAGGUUCGUCGUAGAUCCAAUGAUAUUUACAGCCCAUCCAAACACCAUGCUCGGGAGGAUGUUCAGCUCUUCGUUGGAAUUCACCCAUACUAAUGAAAGAGGCGAGUACGAAGUUGCUGAUGGUAUUCCUGCUUCUGUGUUUAGGGCUAUCUUGGAAUAUUAUAAAGGAGGUCUGAUUAAGUGCCCACCGUCGGUUUCUGUGCAGGAGCUGCGAGAAGCCUGUGAUUAUUUACUAGUACCAUUCGAUGCUAACACUGUUAAAUGCCAAAACUUACGUGGACUGUUACAUGAGCUAUCCAAUGAAGGAGCCAGAUGCCAAUUCGAAGUCUUUCUCGAAAAACUCAUACUGCCUUUGAUGGUAAACUCUGCCCAGAGGGGCGAUAGGGAAUGCCACAUCGUGGUACUGCUGGAUGACGAUUCCGUAGACUGGGACGAGGAAUACCCACCGCAGAUGGGCGAAGAAUAUAGCCAGACAGUCAAUAGCACCGCGAUGUAUAGGUUCUUUAAGUAUAUAGAGAACAGAGAUGUGGCUAAGCAGGUGUUGAAGGAUAGAGGAUUGAAGAAAAUACGGCUUGGAAUAGAAGGAUAUCCAACUUACAAAGAGAAAGUAAAAAAGCGCCCAGGCGGAAGGGCCGAAGUGAUAUACAACUACGUUCAACGCCCCUUCAUCCACAUGUCCUGGGAAAAAGAAGAAGCCAAGAGCCGACACGUCGACUUCCAGUGCGUCAAAUCUAAAAGCGUCACGAAUCUUGCAGAAGCCACCGCAGACCCGGCUUUAGAGCUGGAUUCGCGAGGGAAUCCCAUAGUCUCGUCGAUGAUGGCAGCUAUCCCUGUGUUGCCGGCAGACCACGGCGACGUGCCCCUGAUGCCGGAAAACGAAGAAGGCGCUGUCGGGGGUUUACCCGAUAUCGAUAACGUAAAUAAUUUGCCGCCUGACGAGCCGAAUUUGUAAGAAAGUCGAAAGGUUUUAUUUAUAGGAUUGUUAUAUAGUUGCUGAGUUAUAUUAUUUACCUGUAAGUCGCAAAGUUUGGUGUAAAUUUUUAGUAAAACUCGAUAAAAAUAUAUUUUAGAAUUCAAGAGUAGAGAUAAGAAUAUAGAGUAAUCUUUGAGAUUCGGAUCACCGUUUCCGGCUCACUUAAGAUAAUCGGAUCAUGGGUCCCGUUGGAUGAACAGAGAUCAUUUAUGCAAAAUGCAAACCAAAUUUAUAAUUUUAUAGGUAUAAUUAUCAGUAAUUUCAUAGCUCAGAUUGUCUUCAAAGGAACAAGACCACAAAACCAGUCAGUAACAAAAGUCGGUUGUUACUGACUCGUGACCCGUUAAAUUUAAUUUUGAGAUUAGGAUCAGUUGGAUUUUUCUAAGCUCUUUGACUAGGGUCAGUUCUGACUUGCCUGUUUCUAUUCAAGAAUGCUUACGUCCUUUUGAAUACUUUUAAAUUUCUUCAUUUCUCCUCCAGAUAGGUUUGCAAUAUGGGUUAGUGCUUUUACAGCACUCAGAGGUUAGCAACUGCGAAACUAUGUAAAGAGUCACUCAAUGUUAGAUGUACUUUGGACUAUAAUGUUUGGAACAGUGUACUUUGGACUAUAAUGUUCGGUCAGAACUCUGUUUAAUUCCUCAAAUGCUUUUGAACUUGGUAGUUCCGGUGCUAAUAAGUCGUUUAAAACACUGUAAACUUCUCCACCAAUUAAAGUAAUCAAUACUGGAACUUCCUUGUGUUCUUUCACUACAUUAUAUAAAAACAACUGCCCAAGUCUCUCUAGAGACUUAAGAUAAGAGAUAAGAUCUGACAUCACUUUUAGCAGAAUCAAUCCAUCUGUUGCACAGAGUCUACCAUGCAGAAUUGUAAUUUUGUGCAGAAAAAUUUACACUUUGUAUAAUUUUCAAUGCAUCAUCUUUUAAACUCGCACGUAAAUAAUGAUAUUUUUGAAUAUCUGCCCAUAUUUUAUUAUUAUGAAUUAACCCCUCAAAAGUAUCUUUAAACUCAAUCCACUUUAAAUAGUCUCCAUCAAAAUGUGAUAUCAAUCUGUGGAAGAGUUUGCUGUGGAACUCUGAGGACCUCAUUGCCUUCUUUAUAUAGGAACAUGGAUAAAAAAAAGUUGUGACUGGCUAAUUGACACCCAGUCUAUGCCAUCAAAACAAAAAAAUCCUCCAAAUUUACAAUAUUGAGCAACUCUUUUUAGUUUUGACACAAAACUUCUAAUAUCCUACUGAGGCUCUUGAUAUGUGUUGUAAAAUGUAUACCUUUCAGCAAUAACUGACCGCUUUGGAUUAUAAUGUUCAGUCAGAACUCUGUUUAACUCCUAAUUAUUAGGAUUAACAUACUGUACACUCUGUAUCCGAUAUAUUCAUUGACGUGAGACUAGGACUCUCUCCUACCUGGAUUAUCAAUAGCUAACCAUUAUUUACAUAUUUAUUAAAAAGUUACAUCUGAUUUUGCGACUUCUGUUUUAAAUUAGCGAAUUGUAUAUUAUUUUAGAUAUGUUUUAUAAAACCGGUGGUUUCUUAACUAGUCAUCUUUGUUUAUUGUGUUAUAAUUCAAAGAAAUAUUUAACUACUUGACAACACUGCAAGGAUUACAAUACUAGGAGCAACGAUCAGAAAUAAGGGUCUUUUGAAAGACCAGGAUUAACAUCAGUUAAAAGUCCCGGAUUUCUGAUCAGUUGGAUCUUUAUUCAAACUGAGUUAGUUUUGUUCUUUCAAGCCUCAUAUUUCACGAACGUAUAGUUAUUCUCCGAAUUUUAACAAAUUUUGUUCACUUAUAUUUCCAUAUCGUAACGUUCUUUAAAUUUAAACGGUUCGAAUUUAUAUAAGACUAUUUAGAAGUUUACACUUCGAGAUUAUCUUAUUAACUGCCCUAAAGUAACAUCAUCUCUCUUUAUAUACAUAAAUGCUCCAUCCAUCUCUGGAAUGCUCCACCCAUCUCUAGUUCAUUGCGCUGGCUAAUUGUCCUUUCUGGAACUGUUAUACGGUGUAGAUUCGAAAUAACCUUUUUCGUUACAAAAUGUUGGUUUUGAAUUACCAGUUUUAUAAAUCAAAUCGUGAUUAUUAAACAUAAUGUGUAUACGUUUUGUUAUUAGUUGUUUGGGUAUAGACCGUCAUAUAAAACUUUCCGACAUCCUUUUCUUCGGUAUGUAAAUCUAUUUAAAGAAUGAUAUUUAUUGUAAACGAACUAUAUCGACAUUUUAUAAAAUGGUGUAUAUAAGGGCACAAAAUAAUUGUUAAGUGUGCAUUUUGGAGUUUUCGACUUUUGUAAAAUACUUCCCAAAAUAUUCUUCCUUCGAGUACCUCCCUAUAAAUGGAGCUUGAUGGUCACUAUGUGUCUGAUAACUGUUUGUUUUUGACCAUUCCACCCUUUUCCAGCGUUUCUUCAUCGUAAUAUCUGCCAUAUGUCUGGAAAUUGUUUCCCUUUAGUGUUUCCUAUCUAACUCAUUUGGAAAUUAAAUAAUGUACAGGGAAUUUCAUCAAAAUACCAAGUUUUAUUUUUUCCCACUUUGUGGGAGACCCUAUAUAUUUGAAAAUGUACAGGUUAUCAAGUUAUUUCUUAUUUAUUUCACUCUAGUGUUUCUAGACCGUGAUAUCUGUUGUUUAUCUGGAAAUUGAUUUUAGUUUUUCCUAUGUAACUUAUUUGUGGAAUUAAUAAUUUGAAAAAUUUACAACUUCUCAAAUAUAGCAAUAAGUCUGAGAUUUUGACGAAAAAUUUGUCAUUCUUUGGUUGUAAUGUAAAUCAUUCAAUCUUCCUAUGUUUACUGCUGAACACAGAUAUACCCAAUCAUUUUCUAUCCAUAUUUUAAAUUGACGCCAAUUAACACUGUAGUUCUUACAUCAAGUUUUUUAAAAUCCAUUACAGUGUUAUUUUAUUUAUACAGGGUGUUUCAUUGGGAAACGGAAAUACUUUAAUGGUGAAUAGAGGUCACCGAGGCCGUUCUAGGUAUACUAAAUUUUUUGCCCUACCGACUUUUAUGUCUGAGUUAGAAGGUGUUUUAUCGAUUUUGCUAAUUUCUUUCCAAAGCCAUAACUUUAGAAUCACCCUGUAUAUUUUUUUUAUAUUCGGUACACAUAUGUCUCAUUCAAAACCCAAACGACCGACAUACAAAUCACAAAAAAAAUCCAGGUCCGGAUUAACAAAAAAUUAUAAAGUAAUUGUGACCUUAAAACAACACCCUGUAUAUUGAAAUUUUGAAAAUCUGUUUUUAAAUUUGAAAAAAAGCACAAAAAACUAAGUCUAAUGGUUCGCUUCGAUUUUUCGGCCAGACAAUUUUUUGACUUUAAUUUUGAAAUUAUAUUGAAAUUUUUAAGAACUCAACAUUAAAAAGCAGGUAUUAUUAACUUAUAAUUAUAAAUUAAUAAAGUUAUUGAAUAAAUACUCAUUUUAAAAUGAAUCAAUACUUAUUUACCACAUUGGAAAGACCCAAUUAUUAAUUGCAAGAAAAAUCCAGGUCCGGAUUAACAAAAAAACAUAAAGUAAUUGUGACCUUGAAACAAAAACCUGUAUAUUGAAAUUUUCAAAAUUUGUUUGCACAUUUGAAAAGACCACAAAAAUCCGAGUUUAUCGGUUCACUUUGAUUUUUUGUGCAAAAAUUUAUUAACUUUAAUUUUGAAAUUAAAUAUAUUGAAAUUUUUAAGAACCCUGAAAUUAAUAAGCAGGAUUUUAAGCACUUUUAAUAAUAAAUCAUUCAAGUUAAUGAAUAAAUAUUAGUUUUAAAAAUAAUCAGUUAUUAUUUACUGCGUUAUAAGGACUCGCAUACUAAUCACAAGAAAAAUUCAGGUCCAUAUUAACAACAAAAUACAAAGUAAUUUUGACCUUGAAAAAACACCCUGUAUAUUGAAAUUUUUAAAAUACGUUUGCACGAAAGAGAGCACGAAAAACUAAGUUUAAUCUCCCGCUUUAAUUUUUUGUGCAGACAAUUUAAUGCCAUUACUUUUGAAAUUAUAUCGAAUUAUAUUAUGAGUUCCCAAAGUUCUUAAAAAUUUCGACAUAAUUUCAAAAUUAAAUUCAUUAAAUUGUCUGGCCAAAAAAUUGAAGCGAACGAUUAAACUUAGUUUUUUGUGCUUUUUUCAUACCUAUAUGCAAACGGAUUUUGAAAAUUUUAAUAUACAGGGUGUUGUUUCAAGGUUACAAUUACUUUAUAUUGUUUUGUUAAUCCGGACCUGGAUUUUUGUUGUGAUUUGUAGGUGGGUCGUUCGAAUGUCGUAAAUAAGUAAUAAUUAUUUUUAAAAUGGGUAUUUAUUUAAUGACUUUAAUAAUUUAUUGUUAGACGUGCUUUAAAAAUCUGCUUUUUUAAUUUCAGUAUUCUUAAAAGUAUCAAUAUAUUUAAUUUCAAAAUUAAAGUCAUUAAAUUUCCUUCACAAAAAAUUAAAGCAAACCGAUAAACUCAGAUUUUUGUGGUCUUUUAAAAUGUGCAAACAAAUUUUGAAAAUUUAAAUACACAGGGUGUUGUUUCAAGAUCACAAUUACUUUAUGUUUUUUUGUUAAUCCGGACCUGAAUUUUUCUUGUGAUUAAUAAUUGGGUCGUUCCAAUGUGGUAAAUAAGUAUUGAUUAAUUUUAAAAUGAGUAUUUAUUCAAUAGCUUUAAUAAUUUAUAAUUAAAAGUUAAUAAUACCUGCUUUUUAAUGUCAGAGUUCUUAAAAAAUUCAAUAUAAUUUCAAAAUUAAAGUCAUAAAAUUGUCUGACCGAAAAAUUGAAGCUAACGAUUAGACUUAGUUUUUUGUGCUCUUUUCAAAUAUGCAAACAGAUUUUCAGAAUUUCAAUAUACAGGGUGUUGUUUUAAGGUCACAAUUAUUUUAUAAUUUUUUGUUAAUAUGGACCUGGAUUUUUCUUGUGAUUAGUAUGUCGGUCGUUUAGAUUUUGGAUGAGACACAUGUGUACCAAAUAACAAAAAAAUAUACAGGGUGGUUCUAAAUUUAUGGCUUAGAAAAGAAAUUGGCAAAAUCGAUAAAACACCCUGUAACUCGGUUAUAAAAAUCGGUAGGGCAAAAACUGUAGUAUACCUAGAACCGCCUCGGUGACCUCUAUUCACAAUUAAAGUAUUUCCGUUUCCCAAUGAAACACCCUGUAUAGUUAUAUAGAUUGUUAUAUAUUUUUUACUUUAUUUCUACACACUAUUCUACACACAUUUCUACACGUUUGCUGUAUGGAACUUAAAUCCAACUGACACUUGACAGUUAUUGUCGAAACUGCUCAGUACUGCGCAUAGAGGCGUUUACAAAUAGACAUGUCAGACAUUUUGCUAUAUUUGACAAGUGUUACUAACAAAACUCGCUUCAACAGGUAGAACAUUUCUAUAGAUUAGUAAGAUUUAUUUUCCAAAAUCCUCUAACAUAUAUGUAAUCUUAAAAAUAUACAUUUGGGAAGUAUUCUUUGUUCCUUUGCGCAUCGUCACAGUUUCCUGUGUCCAGAAAUUCAGCAUCAAAACCCUUGAGACUGAGAUUUUAAAAUUUUUGUCCAUUGUUGCUCAUUCGUGUGUAUAAUUUAUUGAUUUUUCCGUAGCCGGGGACUUUUCCCCUUUUUACACAUUUUUCAUGUUGUGAAAAUAUGUUAAAAAUGUGCUGUUACACAUCAGAUAAAUAUUUUGGCUUAGAACAGUAAACACAAUGUAAUUGUUGACAUCUAUUGCAUUUUACUGUAGUUUAUUAAAAUUUAGAUUAUUUUUAAUUGUCUUCUUAAAUAAUAUAAACAUUGCAGAAUUAUUUAAUGAAUUUGUUUAAGUUGAAGAAUAAGAUAUAAGUAGAAGAGCUGCAAUCAUAACUUUUAGGUGGGUUUAAGACAUGCAAAUUAAAGAUCAAGUUUUUACGCGCCAUCCAAUUUGACGUUGACAUUUUCUCAGUGUUGCCAUAUUGUCGAGAUAGUAGAGAAUGUAGGGAAUUAUAAAAUGAAAAUAUUCUUAUGAAUUUUGAAGAAUUUGCAUUAUUAAAUACUACAAAACCGAUUAGUGCUUUUCAAAGCAUUGAUAAUAACUAAUGUUUUACGAUCUCCUAAAGCAGUAGUUAUACAGAGUGGGUCAAAGAAAAGAGUCCACCUCGAUAUUUGGCAGUAUUUAUCAGAUUUUAAGGAAAUACAAAAACAGGUCAAUUUUUUAUCUAAGGGGGACACAUUUUUAUGGUACAGAUAACUGUCAUUUGUCAACCCCCUCCCUUCCACUUCCCCCACCCCUUAUUUUUAAAUAGGGAAUAGGGGUCGUGUCCUAGCUCAUUUGAAAGGUUAUUCAAUUCUCUAUUCAGUAAUAUUAACCUUUACAUAAUCAUUUACACAGGGUGUCCAAGAAAAAUUAUUUUGAAUUAAAUUAAUUGACAAAAAAAGAAGAAUGUAUGUAAUUUAUUUAACUCAGAAUACAUUCUACUGCGGACAGAACACAGAAAAAAAUUUUUUUUUGAUAAAUAUAAACAUUGUUUGUUGCUUAAAUUCAAUAUUCAACCUACCAAGUGGCAGAUGGGUGGCAGCUUGAACAUUGAAAUUAAGCGAAAAGCAAUGUCUAUUUAUAAAAAAAAAAAAAAAAAAUUUUCUAUUUUGUGACAGCAGUAGAAUGUAUUUUGAAUUAAAAUAAAUUACAUACAUUCUUCUUUUUGUGUCAAUUAAUUUAAUAAAAAUAUUUUUUUCUUGGACACCCUAUAUAAAUAAUUAUGUUAAUGUUUAAAUUACCGAAUAGAGAAUUGAAUAACCUUUCAAAUGAACUGGCACACGACCCCUAUUCCCUAUUUAAAAAAAGGGGUGGGGGAAGUGGAAGGGGUUCACAAAUGACAGAUGCAUGUACCGUAAAAAUGUGUACCCCUUAGAUCAAAAAUUGACCUGUUUUUUUAUUUCCUUAAAAUCUAAUAAAUACUGCCAAAUAUCGAGGUGGACUCUUUUGUUUUGGCCCACGCGGUAUAUAUUUUAGGUAAUAAAUUUAAAACUAAAAUAAUUGAUUAUUAUAAUUCAAAAAGCAGUAGUGUACAAUAAAGUUGCUUAUUAAAGAUUAUUAUUCCUUAUUUUCUUAUAAAACUGUUGCACGUUAGACAAUGUUGACAUUGAUAUUUUGCACAGCGUUGCCAUAUCGUCGAGAUAGUAGGGAAUGUAGGGAAUUAUGAAAUGGAAACAUUGUUAUGCAGUCUGAAGAAUUUGUGUUAUUAGAUAUAACUACUUAACAAAAUACUGAUUAAUAACUAAUUUUUUGCGAUCUCCUAAAGCUAUAGUGAUAUUUAUUAAUAAAUUUUACAUAAUAAAUUUAAAACUAAAAUAACGAAUUAUUAUAAUUCAAAAAACAAUAAAGUUAGUUGUACUGUAACAAUGAAGUGCAACAUGUUUUUGAUAACGUGCAACGGCAAAGGAAGUAAUAUUAUUUGACCAUAUUUAUGUAUGAUUGUGAUCUAUAAAAGUAAUUUUUAUUGCUUCAAUUUUGUCUAGACGAAAUAUUUAAAGUGUUCAGGUACAUUUUGGAGAAGGUAGUCUUUUUCUGAUGUGUGACAGAACAAUAAUAUUUAACGUGUACUGAAAUCACAUAAUACAUCUUAUUUCCAAAGCAGCUGUUGGUUAAAAAAAUGUAUAGAAUUAUUGGUAAGAAUCUCUUUGCGUUUGGAAGGACGUAUUGUGUGGGCUCAGUGCUCUUAAAUUUUUGUGUAUAUUUGCUUUUGUACCAUUAUAGCCUAGGAUUUUAUACUUGUUUUAUUAUAAAAUGCAAAUAUAUAUUAUCAAUGUA